AUGCCAAAACUUCCACUCCCCCGCCUCACGCUCUUCACUGGGCAGCACUGCUCCCUUUGCGAGGUAGCCAAGCAAGAGCUUGCAGUGCUCCGCCAGACCCACCCCUUCGACAUCACCAUCUGGGAUAUUCGUUCCCCGCCGCCGUCUGCCAGCGAGGCCGACGCGCACCGCUGGCGCAGGGCGUACCAGUACGACAUUGUACCCCGUACUCCAUCUCGACGACACCUUGCUCCAGAAGCACCGCAUAGACUCGGUCGCCCUACAAAGCGCACUGGAGAAAUGGAGCGCAGCACGGCGUCUGGAGGAGACGCAGGAGCGCCAGGAGUAGAGGGGCCAGCCCGCCCCUACGUGCCCACAGCCUACAAGCCCUACCGGUCCCUGCUCGCCAACAUGGCCGACUUCGUCCUCGACCCGACCGAGCACUCCCGCGUCUUCCUCCCUCCGCGAGAGGGGCCGCCGCGCCCUCCCUGGCGCCGCAAGGUCGGCCAGCUCUGGUUCGAAGGGAUCAUCCCGGACCUCAAGUUUGCCACCGUUGCCGAGGAGGACGAGUACGCCGCGACACAAGAGCGGGCGUGGGCGGCUGCGGCCGACCCCCAGGACUGGGAAGAGGUCCUCAACAACAUUGACGAAUCCGGGCCACCCGAGAAGCUGUACACAAUUGACAGCUACGCCCGCCGUGGGCCCAUGACCAGGGAGGAAGAGGCCGCGCUCCAACCCGACCCAGCUCAGAAGAAGCAGUCGAAGUCAAACAAGCGCGCCGCAAAGCGGAGGAUCGAGAAGGCUGCUGCUGCCAAUGCUGCUGCGACCAAGGAGGCCGGUGUUGCCAAGGAUUCUGCUGCUGCUGCCAAGGAUGCCGCCGCCGAGGCCGCUUCUGCCAAGGCCGCUGAGGCUCAGCGCAGGCAGGACAAGGCAGACCGCAAGGCGGCUAAUAAGGCCGCUGACGAGCAGCGCAGGAAGGAGAAGGCGGAGCGCAAGGCUGCUUCCGCGAAAGCCGAAGAGCAACGUCGCAAGGAUAAGGAGGCGCGCCGGCAGCAGGCGGAGGAGGACAAGAAGGUGGCCAAGCGGCAUAUGCAGUGCUUCAACUGUAGUGAAGUUGGACACCACCUCAACCACUGCCCCAAGCCGAUCGACAUCGAUGCCGUGGAGGCGAACAAGAAGGCGAGGUCGCAGAGUGGCGGCAUCAAGAAGGGCAAGCACGAGCAAAGCACCGCAUCCCAAGCGGCGACGGAACGGAACGAGCCGUUGGGCAGCGAUGACGAUCCUCGCUCGCUCGCGCACAGCACCAGUAUUGCUGGCCCCUCGUCUGGGAGUCCAAGCAACCGCCUGAAGAUCGACCAGGGCGAGUCGAAGCCGAGCGGAGCCCUCUCCUCUCUUCCAACCAGCGGCACGUCCGACACUCCUGCCACGAGCACCACCCCUCCCGUCACCAAACCUGCACGCCGCUUCCCCACCUGGAAGACAGCCAACUAG
Messenger RNA from Vanrija pseudolonga, 1470 nucleotides. RefSeq lists its product as uncharacterized. Gene Ontology annotation, molecular function: nucleic acid binding; zinc ion binding. The record is from RefSeq and is a predicted model, not a curated record. The coding region runs from base 1 to 1470 and encodes 489 amino acids. The transcript has 3 exons. NCBI's taxonomy places the organism in Eukaryota, Fungi, Basidiomycota, Tremellomycetes, Trichosporonales, Trichosporonaceae.